AUACAUCAAUCAGGAAUAUUCCAUCAGUAUGUUCCUGCGCAAAAGCUGGAUGGACAAACGCCUUGCUUACAACGAUGUUCUAAACUGGACCCGCCUCGAGCUUGACCAAUCCCUUUUUGGCACCAUCUGGCAGCCGGACGUCUACAUUUCCACGGAAAGCAAUCCGAUUUCCAUUACGUCACCGUGCCUAACCAGUAUAUCCACAUUUAUCCGGAUGGAAAAGUCCAGUAUAGCACUAGAACGACUGGUUCCUUUUUCUGCGCUAUGGAUCUGAGGAAAUAUCCAUUUGACAGCCAAGAAUGCAAGCUGGAAUUCGAGAGUUACGGAUUCGACAAUACGAAGAUGAAGCUCGUUUGGGACACAAAACCAGUCUUGAUAGCCAAGCAGAUGAAAUACCCACAAUUCCACAUCACGGCAAGGACCCAUACUAUUGUGACAAAACGUAUUUUGACAUCACCUACCCAUGCAUUGGCGUUAAGUUCGUUCUCCAGCGAGACAACUCCCAAUCCCUAAUCCAGAUCUACGUCCCGACCGCUCUCAUCGUUAUCCUCUCCUGGGUCAGCUUCUGGAUCGACUGCACCUCUGUCCCCGGGCGCGUUUCAUUGGCGCUCCUCACUGUGCUAACCAUGACAACACAAAGCGCGGGAGCAGUUGCGAAUUUACCGGCUGUCUCUUAUAUUAAGGCGAUUGACGUGUGGUUGUCCGUAUGUCUGACUUUCGUGUUCCUUGGACUCAUAGAGUUCGCGUACGUCAAUGUUCAGUCUCGUGUGGACUAUCGACGCCGACAGUGUAAGUCCGUUGAUCGCCUGAUCAAGUCGCCUGGAUCUUCCCGUUUGACCGACCUCUCGACCAUUACCAUCAACGGCCGUCAACAACUUCACGGAGAGGGAAUUGAUGAGAACAUGUGUAAUAAUGGCCACGAGAAUCAUGCAGAGCAGAGCUGUUGGCCAUGUUUCAAGCACCUAGCUAGGCUUGAAAGGGCGCGUGCUAUCGACAAGGCAUCACGCGUCAUCUUUCCGGCAGCGUUUAUCGUCUUCAACGUCAUCUACUGGACCUACGUGUUUUAUUGGACCCCAGGGUUUAUGGAAGGUUGGGAUUAAGAGAUAGGAAAUAAGCCUUCCAGUAUGGAAGAAGAAAUGAACGUAUGCACAAUUUUUCACUAAAACAAUAAAAUAUAAUGUGGUAGUAUCGUGCUUAGCUAAAAUGCAGGCGUUUAGCGCUUUAGCGCUUUUGUUAACAUAUGUUUGUACAUGUAUACGCAUUAAUAGGAAAUAAAUCAUGUAAGCAAUUUUUGGUUUCCUUACUACAAUACAAGCCCUGCAACCACAUUUCUAGGUAGUGCAUGCAUUAUUAUAAUAAGACGAUUUACUAAACAAGCAAUUGCCAAGACAUGAAAAAAUGUUAAUGCAAUACAUUUUUAAGCAGGUUACAAUUUUAAUCAACCACCAUCUUCUUCAUUGCGUUAUG
Messenger RNA from Dreissena polymorpha, 1467 nucleotides. Its product is annotated as glycine receptor subunit alpha-1-like. Gene Ontology annotation, biological process: chemical synaptic transmission; chloride transmembrane transport; signal transduction. The transcript has 6 exons. The coding region runs from base 300 to 1100 and encodes 266 amino acids. Gene Ontology annotation, molecular function: chloride channel activity; neurotransmitter receptor activity; transmembrane signaling receptor activity. Gene Ontology annotation, cellular component: neuron projection; synapse; membrane. The record is from RefSeq and is a predicted model, not a curated record. Lineage: Eukaryota; Metazoa; Mollusca; Bivalvia; Myida; Dreissenidae.